Molecule: messenger RNA, 1338 nt
Organism: Macadamia integrifolia
Lineage: Eukaryota; Viridiplantae; Streptophyta; Magnoliopsida; Proteales; Proteaceae
Product: glucose-6-phosphate 1-dehydrogenase-like
Biological process (GO): pentose-phosphate shunt, oxidative branch; glucose metabolic process
Cellular component (GO): chloroplast stroma
Molecular function (GO): glucose-6-phosphate dehydrogenase activity; NADP binding
Source: RefSeq, a predicted model, not a curated record
AUGUAUCUCAAGGCAUAUAGUGAGUUCAUUGAACCACUACCAGCAUUGGCUGAUUUAGUGAUUGAUACCAGCUCUGGGAUUGUCCAACCUCCACUUUUUAAGAGAAGACCUGGUAGAUCUCGAAAAAGUAAGAAAAUAAAACUCGAUGAGGGUCCUGCCAAGAAUAAAUCUUCAAGUGUAAGACGUGAUAUCUGCAACAUACUUGGCCACAAUAGGAGAACAUGUCCUCGCGGUGACGAACAACCAAAGAAAAAGAACAGAAAAGGAAAGAAGAAAAAGCAAGGGGAUGAGAUUCAGCAUGAAGGUAGUAGCUCCCAAGUAUUAACAAGAUGUGCAAGCUCAUCGGAUUCUUCUACCAAUGGCUGGACAAGAGUUAUAGUGGAAAAACCCUUUGGGAGGGAUUCUGAAUCCUCUGUUGCUUUGACCAGUGGAUUGAGGGAAUACUUAGAGGAAGACCAAACUUUUAGGAUUGACCACUAUUUCGGAAAGGAACUAAUGGGGAACUUAUCUGUACUCCGCUUCUCCAAUUUCAUCUUUGAACCUCUAUGGUCAAGGCAAUACGCAAGAAAUGCACAUUCAUUUUUCUUUGAAGAUUUUGGCACUGAAGGACGAGAAGGGUAUUUUGACCAUUACGGUAUUAUAAGGGACAUUAUGCAGAACCAUCUGACUCAAAUACUAUCUUUUGCCAUGGAAACUCCUGUCAGCUUAGAUGCAGAAGGCAUUAGGAAUGAAAAGGUUAAAGUUCUUCCCUCAAUGAAGCCUUUGCUACUCGACAAUGUGUUGAUAGGGCAGUAUAAGAGCCAUACCAAAGGAGGUAUCAAAUACCCAGCCUACACAGAUGAUAAAACAGUUCCUAAAGACAGUCUUACUCCAACAUUUGCAGCAGUUGCACUUUUUAUUGCUAAUGCAAAAUGGGAUGGUGCAUUUCUACUGAAAGUUGGGAAGGCAUUACAUAUUAGGAGAUUAUUUUCUCCUUCCUUUUUGGGAAUGGAACAUCAUCCAGAGAAGGAUGAACAAGAUGAUCAGUCUCAGGUUGUGGAAUCUGCAGAGAGCAAAGAUAAAGAGGUUUUUCUUGAUGGAAUGAGGGUUUUGGCUGUAGAUGAUAAUAUUAAAGAAGAGUUUCGCAAGGAAGGUUCGCCGCCUUCUGAGGAAGAAGAACAGGAGAAGGAGACGAUGGAAGAGGAGGAAGAGAAAGAUGGAUCUCACAUAGCUAACUCGGAGCUUGGUGCCUCUGGUGGUUUUACAGGAACGUUUGAACUUUCCACGGUGAUGCUUCGGGCAACUAGCCGGAGAAAGGGUCGUGGUUGUGGGAGUAGCAACCAGAGCGGCGACAGGUGA